AUGUUUAAUCAAGGAUGGCGAGGAGGUGGGGGUGGUGGGAGGAGCUACAGUAACUUGGGGGCGGGCAAAUCCUACCACGCUGUCCCCAACGCCAAACCAGCGCCUGCCAAUUCUUACUCUCACACACAGUACAUGGAGGCUAUGCUGAAACGCCAUCGCACAGAAGCUGAGUAUUUUGAAGCUGACAGUGAUGAGGAGGACGCCCAAACAAAGAAACAUGAGGAGAGCGACAGUGAAGAAGACCCAUUAGAUGCUUUCAUGGCCGGCAUCAAUGAGGAUUUGGCGAAGGAGAAAACAGCUCCCAAGAAGCACAGCAGUGAAGACAAGAAGAAAGCCGUUAGGCAAGACAUUGAGGAACUGGAUGAUCAGGAAUCUUUCUUCAAGUACAUGGAGGAGAAUCCUAAUGCCGGCGUGCCGAUGUACGAUGCGGACGACAUCCUCGAAUACGAUGACGACGGCAAUCCCAUCAUUCCUGAAAGGUCAAAGUUCAUCGACCCACUCCCACCAGUCGAUCACACGGAGAUCAAGUACGAACCGUUUGCGAAAAACUUCUACGAAGAACACAAGGACAUUGCAGCACUGAAGUACUCAGAAAUACUGGAUUUGCGGAAGAAAUUUGGAAUCAGAGUGUCCGGUUUUGACCCACCCAAGCCCGUAAGUAGCUUCGGUCAUUUUGGCUUCGACCAACAACUCAUGCAUUACAUCCGCAAGUCGGAGUAUUCCCAGCCCACCCCUAUCCAGGCCCAGGGAGUACCCAUCGCACUGAGCGGCCGUGACAUCAUCGGAAUCGCUAAGACAGGAAGCGGAAAGACUGCGGCGUUCGUUUGGCCUAUGCUGGUACACGUAAUGGAUCAGAGAGCUGUGAAGACCACCGAAGGGCCCAUCGGCUUGAUCUGUGCCCCAACACGGGAGCUGGCUCAGCAGAUUUACGUGGAAGUGAAGCGUUUUGGGAAGGCCUACGACAUCAAGGCAGUGUGCGCCUACGGAGGCGGGAACAUGUGGGAGCAGCAGAGGGCGUGUCAGGAGGGGACAGAGGUCAUCAUAUGUACACCGGGUCGUCUGAUUGACCUGGUCAAAAAGAAAUCCACCAAUCUUCAGCGGGUUACCUUCCUAAUUUUCGAUGAGGCAGAUCGAAUGUUUGACAUGGGUUUUGAGCCACAGGUUCGGUCCAUUGCAAACCACGUCAGGCCAGACAGACAAACGUUGUUGUUCAGCGCAACAUUCCGCAAGAAGGUAGAGAGACUGGCCCGAGACAUCCUGACUGAUCCAAUCAGAGUGGUGCAAGGCGAUGCAGGGGAGGCGAACGAAGACGUGACGCAGAUAGUCCAAGUGUUCCGGGACGAGAAGGCGCCCGACAGCAAGUGGAAGUGGCUAACCGGCCAGCUGGUCCGCUUCACCACCCUGGGCAGCGUGCUCAUCUUUGCCACCAAGAAACUCAACGCGGAGGAACUGGCCAACAAUCUCAGACAGCAGGACUUCAAUGUUGGGCUGUUACACGGUGACAUGGACCAGAGCGGAAGGAACAGUGUCAUCACAGAGUUCAAGAGGAAAGUCAUCCCUAUCAUGGUAGCAACUGAUGUAGCUUCACGUGGUCUGGACAUACCGUCAGUCAAAACCGUUGUCAACUACGAUGUAGCUCGGGAUAUCGACACGCAUACGCACCGCAUCGGACGGACGGGCAGGGCAGGGGAGAAGGGCACUGCCUACACGUUGGUGACGUCUAAGGAUGUCUACUUUGCCGGUGACUUGGUCCGUAAUCUGGAAGGGGCUAACCAGUCUGUCACUCAGUCGCUCUUGGACCUCGCCAUGCAGAAUCCGAGGUUCCGUAAGACCCGCAGUACCCACGGUACCAAGGGCAAGCUUAGCGGUGGCUCAGGACUUGGCUAUGGCAAGGAACGAUCAAAGAACAAGGAGAGGCCAGGCCUGGGAAGCCAGGACGACUCUGGAGGGAAGAGCGCCCCCACGCUGGGCCCCCUAGGGGGAGGCUACGCAGGCGCAGACCCAUCGGAGUCGGAGGGCGGACGUCUCACGUCCGUGAGGAAUACAUUCAAGGCCCAGUAUCAGAGGCACUUCCAGAAAGCCAGCUCCUCGUCCACUUCCAAGACCUUCUCGACUGAGAACACGGGCCACUACGCCAUGCCUCCCAAGAACCCCGCCGCGGCAAGCCUAUCCCACAGCCACCCGAGCCUUGCUGAGAGCGGGCUGAGCUUAAAAGCCCUGGGGAGUACCGGACUGAGUCUGAAGGCUCAAGGAGCAGCCGGGUUAAGCCUGAAGGCCCCCGUUAGUCACCCGAAGGGUACCUUGAGCACGCUGGUCCCGCAAGAGAGCAAAGACAAGCCGGCCAACACGAGCGCGACACCAUCUCGGAAGUCCAAAUGGGAUAUCGGAGGGCCCAAGUCGCCAGAAGCAGGAACUAGGAACAACACGGACGGCGCAGGCAAAAAGCAGGAGGGCAGUAGAUGGGAUACUGCCCCACAGAGGGACAGCGGGGAUGGUAGCUCCUCGCAAGACAAGGGUGAGGCGGGGCUCUCAAGUCCCACGGGUCGCUUGGACAACCACGGCUACUGGCAGCUGGGUGGGUUCGGACAGCCGGGUGCUGUAUCCCAGGAUGCUCAGGACGGUCGGAACCACGCCCUGGAGGAGGCCCUGAAGAGGGCCCACCAACUGGACGAGAUGGUGGCGGAGAGGCCCAAGAAGAGGAAAAGCCGAUGGGAUAUCUAGAUAAAAAGGACAAUAUGGUGGCUGAGAUGCACAGAAGACGAAAGCAGAUUUGAUAUGUAGAUACCAUGACAGCCAGUCAAAAAGUAAGUCUUGUUUCUCGGCUGUGUCUACCAAAUUAUCUCAGUGCACUGUAUUUGUAAUAAAAAGGCAGGCGACAAGAAGAGGAAAAGGUGGUGGGAUAUCUAGAUACUAUGAUGGCCAGUUGAAAAAUAAGCCUUGUUCCUCAGUGGGUAUGUGCAAAUUGUUGCGGUGCUGAUCAUAAAAAGAGGAAAAGCCGGUGGGAGAUCUAGAUACCAUAAUGGCCAGUUGGAAAAUAAACCUUGUUGGUCAACAGCAUGUCUGCCAAAUUUUCUUGAUAGCAGGGAGGCCCAAGAAGAAGAGAAUCCGGUGGGACAUCUAGAUACCAUAAUGGCUACUUCGGUUUAUGCUGCAAUUAGUUUAUAAAGCAUGGGGAAAUGCUGGUGGGAUAUCUAGAUACCAUGAUGGCCAGAGGAAAAAUCAGCAAUGUUUGUCAGUCACAUGCGUGCCAAAUUAUCUUGGUGCACUUCAUUUAUUGUAAAAAGGCCAUUCAUAAAAUAAUCCAUGUUUCUCAGCGGAAAGUUGAUUAACUUUACUCUGGCGCACUGCAUUUGUACAAAUGGCCACUUAUAAAAUAAUCAUUGUUUAUCAUCAAAGUGUGCACCAACUUUAUGCAGGUGUACUUGCUCUUUCUGGGCUCUUACAAGAUAAUGUCAUAUCAUGUAAAUAUUCAUCACGAAGAUAGCAAAAGAAAGUGUACGUUCAGUUGGUACAUCUUCAAUGUUGCGACUUAUAAGAUUGCCCUCAUUGAAAUGUAUAUGUAGAUAGCGUCAACAGUUGGUGAUGCCACCAACACCACGUUUGUAUAAAAAUCAUUAAAUCCCCGAUUUACGAUUUGAAGUUGAAGGAAGUUGGACUGAAUGAAAUUUGAGGGAGCCAGGCUCGGGAAAAUGAAGGGGGCUAUACCACACACAUAAUCAAUACAUGUUAUUCAUCAAGGUUUUUUGCAGAUCAACGUAUGGUCUUAAUUUCAAAACCGUUACUGAAAACAAAUUAAAAAAAAACCCAAAUAUUCUUCAAAAUGGCAUCUCAACACUUUAAAGUCGUGUGGAAAAAACUCAAAAAGGCUGGCUAAUUACUAAAACGCUGUACUGUAAAAUGCUUUAAUGCUUUCAUGCCCUUCAUAUAUGCUCAUAAAACAGUGUACACAUUCAUCAGGUAACUCAUAAAAUUAGGCCAAGUAAAAAAAAAA
This is a messenger RNA of Patiria miniata (bat star), 3991 nucleotides long. RefSeq names its product ATP-dependent RNA helicase DDX42-like. The transcript has 17 exons. Bases 1 to 2721 code for a protein of 906 amino acids. Gene Ontology annotation, molecular function: ATP binding; RNA binding; RNA helicase activity. The record is from RefSeq and is a predicted model, not a curated record. NCBI's taxonomy places the organism in Eukaryota, Metazoa, Echinodermata, Asteroidea, Valvatida, Asterinidae.